CGGCCUUCAGAAGCUGAGGGCGGAGCUCUGUGGAGAUAAAUGGUAUUAGAUAAGGCCAUUAGGGCUGUGUGGAUUAUACUAAUCUGGUCCCUCUGCCAUUGGGGUGGUCCACCACUCCAGUACCCGGCAAGAUGCAGCAUGGAACACUACUUACUUCAUCAUUCUUCCUCCUCUUCUUCCUCUGUGAGGUUCUUACUGAAGUGCAUUCACAGGAGGAGAGUGAAGACAACGAAAGCUGGACAGCGAAAACAUGCAAUUGUGACUGUGACAGCAGGGAAUCCUCCACUGAUCUGGGCCACAUCAGCACAAGAUCAAACUGGGUCCAAGACCUCACCUGCAUGCCAGAAUGCCCAUAUCACAGGCCCUUGGGCUUUGAGGCUGGAUCAGUCACUCCUGACCAGAUCAGCUGUUCUAAUGAGGACCAGUACACAGGCUGGUUCUCCUCCUGGACCCCUAACAAGGCCCGACUCAACAACCAGGGAUAUGGUUGUGCCUGGCUGUCCAAGUACCAGGACACAAGCCAGUGGAUCCAGACUGAUCUGAAGGAGGUGAACGUGGUGUCAGGCAUCCUGACGCAGGGCCGCUGUGACGCUGAUGAGUGGAUCACCAAGUACACCGUGCAGUUCCGCACCAACGAAAACCUCAACUGGGUCUACUACAAAGACCAGACCGGUAACAACAGGGUGUUUUAUGGGAACUCAGACCGCUCGUCCUCUGUCCAGAACCUGCUGCGGCCACCCAUAGUGGCGCGCUACAUACGCAUCAUACCCCUAGGCUGGCAUACGCGCAUCGCCAUGCGCAUGGAGCUGCUUCUCUGCACAAGCAAAUGCAUCUGAUGCAGCUUGCAGCCAGCGAACACCGCCCAGCCCGUUACCUGCUCGCUGCCCCCUUUCCUCAACAGAACCCUCUAGCUGUUCUCUGCCUCAAAAAACAUUUUAUUUAACUGUUUUUAGAUGUGUAUUAAAAAUACAACCUCCCCAUA
Electrophorus electricus (electric eel) is the source of this 982-nucleotide messenger RNA. RefSeq names its product retinoschisin 1a (gene rs1a). The record is from RefSeq and is a predicted model, not a curated record. Gene Ontology annotation, cellular component: plasma membrane. Gene Ontology annotation, molecular function: signaling receptor activity. Lineage: Eukaryota; Metazoa; Chordata; Actinopteri; Gymnotiformes; Gymnotidae.